AUGACAACGAAAGCAGAAAUUGACACUGAAAUUAUACCAAGCACCAAACCAGAAUUAAGCGAGUUCAUAGAAGGGACGGUCAAUGUUGCUAAUAACGCAUUAUCAUCUAUUGUUCCGAUACUCGGCAUUGUCACCUCUUUAAUAAAUGAUAUAUUUGCAAUCCACGAGAAUGCACAAUUCAAUAAGAAGAUGUCUCGAUCUAUAAUUAGCCGCAUUGCAUCCGUCGAAACAAUCAUAAAAUCUUUAAAAUCACCUGCCAAAUAUAGAGAAAAAUUACAAGUCUUGCAACAUCAAGAAUCAUUUGUAAAAUUUCAAUCUACUUUGAGUAAGAUUAAAAUAUUUGUAGAAACAGUGACACAGUUAAGGGCAUUUGAGACAUUUUUGCGUGCUACAAGCAUAAAGAAGAUGUUUGUCGAGUUGAUGAAAGAGUACGAAGCUU
Messenger RNA from Dentiscutata erythropus, 439 nucleotides. The record is from the annotation of a GenBank genome assembly. Lineage: Eukaryota; Fungi; Glomeromycota; Glomeromycetes; Diversisporales; Gigasporaceae.